Helianthus annuus (common sunflower) is the source of this 651-nucleotide messenger RNA. RefSeq lists its product as uncharacterized. Bases 1 to 651 code for a protein of 216 amino acids. The transcript is spliced from 2 exons. The record is from RefSeq and is a predicted model, not a curated record. NCBI's taxonomy places the organism in Eukaryota, Viridiplantae, Streptophyta, Magnoliopsida, Asterales, Asteraceae.
AUGUCGUAUGUCACUAGCGCGAAAUUUAAAGUAGGGGAGGACCGAUGGGUAUGGAACGCAGCUGAUAGAGGAGAAUUCUCAGUGGAAAAUGUCAGAAAACAGAUAAACAAGCAGGACGGCGUCGGAAUUGAGGAAGAAUGGAAACAUUGGAAGCAUUGGGUGCCGCCAAAGAUAAAUUACUUCACAUGGAGAACUACGCUUGACAAGAUUCCGGUGAAGCAAGAGCUGAUUAGGAGAGGCAUACCAGUAAGUUAUCCACUCUGUUCCAGAUGUGAAGUACGAGAAGAAUCGGCUGGCCAUUUAAUUUGUGAAUGCACCAUGUCAAAAUCAAUAUGGAGGUACGUACUUGUAUGGCUAAAACUACCAUUGUCCAAUGAAUUUCGUUCUUGCAAUGAGGCUUUAGAGUUUGUGAAAGGUUUAACAGGAUCUGAAGAAUGGAAGAAAGUUCUAAAUGUGGUAUUCCAAACGACUAUGUGGAAUAUAUGGAAGUCAAGAAAUGAAAAGGAAUUCGACGGCUAUACCCACACCGAGAACAACAUAGUGGAGGCAAUAAUGUCGGAUAACUUUAUCUGGCUAAAGAGUAGAUUAAAACUUCAAGAUAUUGUAUGGGAGAGAUGGGUGGAUUUCAAUAUAAGAGACAUAGUGAGAUAA